Molecule: messenger RNA, 636 nt
Organism: Plasmodium gonderi
Lineage: Eukaryota; Apicomplexa; Aconoidasida; Haemosporida; Plasmodiidae
Exons: 2
Coding region: 1-636 (211 amino acids)
Source: RefSeq, a predicted model, not a curated record
AUGAUUGCUAAAUUUUUUUGCCUUUUUAUUUUUGCAUUGCUCUCUUCCGUGAGAUCAUCAGACACCCCCAAUAAUGACGGUAUUGUGCACGUAAUCACCAAGGACAUAGACCUGAAUCAAUUACAAGGAACUUUCUAUGAAAUUGCUACUAAUGCUUCUGAUAAAAUAUUUCCAGGUUUGUUAUGCAGAUGUACGAAAUAUGAUUUCUCAGGUUUAAAAAGAGAUGGAGAUUCAGCAUACAUUUUAGUAAACUUUUCAUGUGAUAGAAAUUAUUUAUUUGGAGAACACAAAUCUGAAAUGACAUUUAAAUUAAUUUUGAAUAAAAAACUUGAAGAACAAGCCACAGUAGUUGAUGUGUUCAAUGCAAGUAUUUAUUUAGUAGAAGGAAAUCAACAAAUCUUAUUAAACAAUAAUGUUAAUAUAGUAUAUGCUGAAGCUAAUGAACAAAAAGAAUAUGAACAUAUAAUUAUAGCUGGUGAAAAAUCAACUGAACCCAUGAUUAUUUUAUCUAAAUACAGAACCAUUCUCCUUGAAACAUAUAACAAACUCUUGAACUCACUUUACUUAGCUGGUUAUGAACCUUCUCUUCUUACCUGGCCAUUUAUCAUUCAGACUGAUCAAACCUUUUGUGAUUGA